This is a messenger RNA of Hypanus sabinus (Atlantic stingray), 988 nucleotides long. RefSeq names its product partner of NOB1 homolog (gene pno1). The record is from RefSeq and is a predicted model, not a curated record. The coding region runs from base 172 to 891 and encodes 239 amino acids. Gene Ontology annotation, cellular component: nucleolus. The transcript is spliced from 7 exons. Lineage: Eukaryota; Metazoa; Chordata; Chondrichthyes; Myliobatiformes; Dasyatidae. Gene Ontology annotation, molecular function: RNA binding.
AAAGUUGCAUGUGCUGCAGCGAAAGCUUCCAGCGCGCAUGGGCGAGAUGGGAAUGGUGCCGACGUCACGGUGGAAGUGGCGUAGAGAUUCAGGCGAGUUGCACGGCCAGCCCUGCCGGGGAUCGGGUGACUGGGGUCUUUUCUUUCUCGCUGGGCCUCGUGAGCGGCUGGAAUGGAGGCGGCGGCGGCGGAAGAUGGUGGCCCGGCGUUCAUCAGCGUUACCAAGAAAAGGGCUCAACGCAAGAGGAGGUCGGAGACGGGAGCAGCCAGCAUGGACACAGAUUCGCCGCGACCGAGGAAAAGGCCAGUAUUUCCUCCAGUUUCCGGGCAGCACCUUGUGGAUGGCAAAGAUGAAAUUCGUAGAAUUCCUGUACCUGCACAUAGAUAUACUCCCCUGAAAGAGAACUGGUUGAAAAUCUUUACUCCUAUUGUUGAACACUUGCAACUUCAAGUGAGGUUCAACCUGAAGACUAGAAAUGUUGAAAUCAAGACAUGUAAAGACACACAAGAUAUAGGUUCACUUACGAAGGCUGCAGACUUCGUAAAGGCCUUUGUUCUUGGAUUCCAGGUGGAGGAUGCCUUAGCAUUGAUUCGAUUGGAUGACCUGUUCCUAGAAACUUUUGAUAUUACAGAUGUUAAACCAUUAAAAGGUGAUCAUCUUUCAAGAGCAAUAGGGCGUAUAGCUGGCAAAGGUGGAAAAACAAAAUUUACAAUAGAAAAUGUAACAAGAACGAGGAUAGUUCUUGCUGACUCGAAAGUCCACAUCCUUGGCUCUUUUCAGAAUAUUAAAAUGGCUCGGACGGCAAUCUGCAACCUUAUUUUAGGGAGCCCUCCAUCUAAAGUCUAUGGUAACAUUCGGACAGUGGCAAGCAGAGCAGCAGAGCGCUUCUGAACAUGCAGUGUAUGUCACUGCUUUGAAUUUGCACUUUACGUGACUCUCAUCCACAGAUCUAAUUAUGGGUAAUAAACUUUUACUUUAGCCAGUGUAA